Aspergillus puulaauensis is the source of this 2592-nucleotide messenger RNA. Its product is annotated as cell division control 45 family protein. NCBI's taxonomy places the organism in Eukaryota, Fungi, Ascomycota, Eurotiomycetes, Eurotiales, Aspergillaceae. The record is from RefSeq and is a predicted model, not a curated record. Gene Ontology annotation, molecular function: chromatin binding; single-stranded DNA binding; DNA replication origin binding. The coding region runs from base 1 to 2592 and encodes 863 amino acids. Gene Ontology annotation, cellular component: DNA replication preinitiation complex. Gene Ontology annotation, biological process: DNA replication initiation; mitotic DNA replication preinitiation complex assembly; double-strand break repair via break-induced replication. The transcript has 2 exons.
AUGUAUCUCCCGCGCCAGCUAAUAUCCCACCUAUACCUCCAGCUCCUCCGAUCGCAUCACCCCCUCUCACCACCGGUGUUGAUUCUCGUCGCGCUCGAACCAGAUGCCCUCUGCGCGUGCCGAAUCCUAACCGCCCUCCUGAAACGCGACUACAUCCCACAUAAGAUUCACCCUGUUGCUGGAUAUGGCGAUCUCUCACGCGCCGGCGAAGAGCUUGUCCGGCCAAUGCAGACGGGGAAUGGGGGGAGUGGAGGUGUUGUUGUUUGCCUGGGCGUUGGUGGGCUUGUGGACCUCGGUGAGAUCCUAGGGCUGAGUGGUGAGGAUGACGAGGCGGAGGAUAUGGGGGGCGUGGAGGUUUGGGUGUUUGACGCGCGGCGGCCGUGGAAUCUGGCGAAUGUUUUUGGGGGCGAGGGCGGACAGCAGCAGCAAGUACUGAGGGAGGCUGAUGCGAAUGGUGAUACUGCGCGGAGGAAAACGCGGGGUGUGGAUAAAGGGUGUGUUACGGUUUCGUACAAGUUUGGGAGUGGGAAUGGGGGUGUUGUUGUUUACGACGAUGGGGAUAUUGAGGAAGAGAUGGAGAAGGAGAGGGAGGCAUAUUGUGCUCUGUUGGAGAUGCCGGAGGUAGAUGAGGGGGAAGAGGAUGAGGGUGAUGAUGAUGAGGGUGAUGAGCCGCCGUCAAGCUCCGACUCGAAGAAGCGCAAAUCCUGGUCAAGGGAGGAUGAUGAUGAGGACGAGUUUGAUGAUGAGGAUGGGCCUCCUCGGCAGCGGAGGCGGAGUGACUCGGGCUCAUCGAUUGCUUCUUCACCGACUCGGCAGCGGAGACGCAACGGACACGACUCUUCAAACUCGUCGCGCUCUGCUACUCCCGUAUCAGAUUCACCCUCACCUGCACAGACAAAACAGCCGUCCACACAGUCAUUGAGACGCCGGUUACUCCGAAUGAAGCACAAGCACGAGAGCGUAUUACAGCAGUACUAUUCUUCCGGAACUUCCUACUCAGAGCCCAUCUCCUCUAUCAUGUACUCCCUCGCAUCGGAGUUGGGCCGUGACGACAACGACCUCCUUUGGCUGGCCAUCGUCGGGGUCUGCAGUUUGGAACUGAGCGGUCGUACUAUGUCUGGGGUUGGCGUCUCGAGCUCAUCGGAGUCUGGAGGUUUAGCGGGAUGGGGUGGAGAGCGAGGAGAACGAAUACGGCAAAUACUACGUGACGAAGUCAACCGAUUAAACCCACCCGACCCUAGUGACCAAUACCGCGAUAUAAGGGGGGAGAUCUCCGGCGUCAUCCCAACCACCGCGCGGUCUCCCACCGACAAGUCUAUCCGGUUAUCACCUGAGCCUCGUUUCAUCCUUGUGCGGCACUGGUCUCUCUAUGAAAGCAUGCUGCACAGUCCCUACCUGGCAUCUAGACUACACGUAUGGACGGAAAAUGGACGAAAACGAUUGCACAAGCUUUUGGCAAAAAUGGGAAUCAGCUUGACGCAAUGUCACCAGAACUACACGCACAUGGACAUGGAACUAAAGCGGGUCCUACGGCAACGACUGCUCACAUACGCCCCGAUGUAUGGGUUGGAUGGACUGGUACCUCAAGAAGCACCUGGCCAUGCCGUGUCUCGGGAAGGCUGGGGGUUUGUCCGCUGCUGGGGCUGGAAGGCUUGCCUCUCAGCCACAGAUGUAGGAAUCAUGGUGGGCGCGAUUCUCGAGGUUGGGCCCGAAGAAGUCCCAGGUGUAUGGGAUGCUAAACGCCUGCACCGGCCAAAGAGGAUAGAAGGCAACGGUGCCUCUGAAGAGACAGAUACAGAUCCAUCAGACCUUCUCCCACGUUUCUGGACAGCGUAUGAUGCGCUCUCAUUAACGUCAGAGUCGCCUACACUUCUCAUGGAAGCGCUACCACUUGCUCAACACCUACAACGCGCCAUCCUUCGUACCGGUACAUCGCUACUCUCAAAGCAUCAGAUCAGACACCUACGGGCUUUCCGCAUUGCGGUUGUCAAAGAUGGCCCUGACGUGAAACUUUUCACGAACCCAGGAGCAUUGACAAAGCUUGCGUUAUGGGUUGCGGAAGCUAUCCGUGUGCAGGAACGAGAGCGCAGUGACGCCAUCAAAAUCGGAAAAAGACGAGCUGCGGGUACACCACUGGUACUCGCUGGCCUCGACGAGGACCGCGGCCUCUAUGUGGUUGUCGGUACCGGUGGCGGAGGCGGUGUCGUUGACUUUGCUGCUAUGUCUAAACGUCGGGAAGAGCGGCGGAAGAAGAAUGAAGGGAAAGAGAAGAAGCGAAAAGAGCGAGACGAAGCACGAGCAAAACGUGCCGCCGAGCGAGCUGCAAGGGCAGAGGAUGGCGAAGAAGACGAAGAGGAAGAAUCAGAGGAGGAAGAGUCUUCCGAGUCUGAAUCUGAAUCCGAGGACGAACAAGAUAUGAGCGGUAACAAACAUCUUCUGCGCAACCGAUUCGGCAUUGCCUUCCAGGAAGUCGUACAAGAAACCAAUACCCGUGUUCGGAUUGAUAGCUUCGAGCACUGCGUGGUCGAGGUGCAAAAAGAUGACCUGGGCGGAUUCCUCGAAGCUCUCAGUUUCCGCAGCGUGGUUGGUUGA